CAGGGAGGGCCUGCCGGGGUGCGGCUGUUCGCCCCUCCUCGCCGCUGCCUGGAGGGACCCGAGGGCUGCGGGGGCUGUCCGUCUGGGGGUUCGGGCGGCUGCAGACCCCAGAGUUCCCAGCUGGCUCCCGGCAGCAGGGGGCGGGUCCCCGAGAAAGCGCAGCGCGCGGAGCCCUCCUUGCCGGGUCCAGGUCGCUGGGCUCUGCGGCCUGCGCUGCGCCCCGAGGGACCCGCAGGAGAACCCCCCGGGCCGCGGACGCGCUGGAGGCGGGGGCGCCGCAGCUCGCGCAGCUCUGCCCGGGUUCGGGCGGCCCCGCCCUGCCCCGCCCCGCCAGCCGCACGGCCCGGCGCCCCCCGCCCGCCCCCGCCCCCGCCCCCCGCCGGCCGCGCUCGGCUGUCUCCGCGCCCGGCGCUCGGCGGCACUCGGCUGUCUCCGGCCGCUCGCUCGGCGCUCGGGUCCGCGGCCGCUGCGGCGCCGGGCAUUUCUCCGCAGCUCGGCUCGCGGCCGCGCCCGCCGCCGCCCGGCCCGCGCCCAUGCAGGCCAUCAAGUGCGUGGUGGUCGGCGACGGCGCCGUGGGGAAGACAUGCUUGCUGAUCAGCUACACGACCAACGCCUUCCCCGGAGAGUACAUCCCCACCGUUUUUGACAACUACUCUGCCAACGUGAUGGUGGACGGGAAGCCAGUCAACCUGGGGCUGUGGGACACGGCGGGUCAGGAGGACUACGAUCGGCUGCGGCCACUCUCCUACCCUCAAACCGUAGGGCCCUGGGGAGCCCCUGACCACUCCACCAGGUCCCACCUUUUUCCCAAGGACGUCUUUCUGAUCUGCUUCUCCCUGGUGAGUCCGGCCUCCUUCGAGAACGUUCGUGCCAAGUGGUACCCAGAGGUGCGGCAUCACUGCCCCCACACGCCCAUCCUCCUGGUGGGCACCAAGCUGGACCUCCGCGACGACAAGGACACCAUUGAGCGGCUGCGGGACAAGAAGCUGGCACCCAUCACCUACCCACAGGGCCUGGCCAUGGCCCGGGAGAUCGGCUCUGUGAAAUACCUGGAGUGCUCAGCCCUGACCCAGCGGGGCCUGAAGACAGUGUUUGACGAGGCAAUCCGAGCGGUGCUCUGCCCGCCCCCAGUGAAGAAGCCAGGGAAGAAGUGCACCGUCUUCUAGAGCCCUGGCCCACCCGAGCCUGAGGGCUGGCGGGGAGCAGCCCUAGACGUGUCCGCUGUUGUGUUGAGACGUGUGGUGUCCCUGAGUCGGCUGUGGGGAGCAGUGGGGGUGGGCAGGGGGGAAGCAUGGGCAUGAGGCUGGGUGGCAGGAUCCUGUCCUCUCUGCCGCCUCAUUCUGGGGUGUGGCUCCAGCCUUCCCUGGCCCCCGCCGGAGGCCAGGAGGGAGCAGGGUCUCCCUCAGGGCUGCAGGAGCAGGUGCAGGGAAGCCCCAGGAUGGGCUUCCCUGGAGGGGGAGGGUGGGGGGGAGUUAUGUUCAUUGUGCCCCGAGGUGGGGCAGCCCCUUCUUAUUUUAUACAAUAAACAUUCUCCACCUAUA
Messenger RNA from Symphalangus syndactylus (siamang), 1541 nucleotides. It is a transcript of the gene RAC3, whose product is annotated as Rac family small GTPase 3. Lineage: Eukaryota; Metazoa; Chordata; Mammalia; Primates; Hylobatidae. Gene Ontology annotation, biological process: small GTPase-mediated signal transduction. The record is from RefSeq and is a predicted model, not a curated record. Gene Ontology annotation, molecular function: GTP binding; GTPase activity.